Molecule: messenger RNA, 2105 nt
Organism: Vicia villosa (hairy vetch)
Lineage: Eukaryota; Viridiplantae; Streptophyta; Magnoliopsida; Fabales; Fabaceae
Product: cyclin-D1-1-like
Exons: 6
Coding region: 133-1188 (351 amino acids)
Biological process (GO): regulation of cyclin-dependent protein serine/threonine kinase activity; mitotic cell cycle phase transition
Cellular component (GO): nucleus; cytoplasm; cyclin-dependent protein kinase holoenzyme complex
Molecular function (GO): cyclin-dependent protein serine/threonine kinase regulator activity
Source: RefSeq, a predicted model, not a curated record
CCAACCAAGACAGUAUCUCUCUUCACCAACCACUCCCUUCCAUACUCAAACACUCACUCCCCCUCUCCCUACAUACUCCCCAUCCCGCCGGCGAUUUCCCGAUCGUUUCCGGCAACUCAAAAUGCUAAACCAAUGAAUGAAGAGCCAGCACCGGCUAUCCUCAUGCCUCACUCUUGCAUCUCCGACUGCAACCUCCUCUGCGGAGAAGACACAUCCGAAAUCCUCACCGGAGAUUCAACUGAAUACUCCUCCGAUCUAGAUUCAUCAUCGCGGUCGUCGUCAUUAUUGGCGGAGGAGGAAGAGUCCAUUGCCGUUUUCAUAGAACACGAGCGUAAGUUCGUCCCUGGAUUCGAUUACCUCUCAAGAUUCCAAUCUCGUUCUCUAGAUGCCAACGCCAGAGAAGAAUCAGUUGCAUGGAUUCUCAAGGUACAUGCGUACUAUGGUUUUCAGCCGUUGACGGGGUACCUUUCCGUUAACUAUAUGGAUCGGUUUUUGGAUUCUAGAACUUUACCGGAAUCAAAUGGAUGGCCUCUGCAACUUCUAUCAGUUGCAUGUUUAUCUUUAGCAGCAAAGAUGGAGGAACCCCUGGUUCCUUCUCUCUUGGACCUUCAGGUUGAAGGUGCCAAAUACAUAUUUCAGCCGAGGACGAUUUUAAGAAUGGAGCUACUUGUUCUAACUGUGUUGGAUUGGAGGCUAAGAUCAGUCACCCCACUUAGCUUCCUUAGUUUCUUUGCGUGCAAACUAGAUUCAACUGGAGCAUUCACUGACUUCCUCAUUUCACGCGCUACAGAAAUCAUCUUAUCUAAUAUCCAAGAAGCUGGCUUUCUUGCCUACAGGCCGUCGUGCAUUGCUGCAGCUGCAAUACUCUCUGCAGCUAAUGAAAUUCCUAAUUGGUCUUUUGUUAAGCCUGAACAUGCUGAGUCAUGGUGCGAGGGCCUAAGAAAAGAAAAAAUUAUAGGGUGCUAUGAGUUGAUGCAAGAAGUUGUGGUAAGCAAUAACCAAAGAAAUCCACCUAAAGUAUUGCCACAGCUGCGAGUUACAACUCGAACCCGAAGGUGGUCCAAUGUCUCAUCAUCAUCAUCAUCUCCAUCUUCCUCCUCUUCACUCUCUUUCUCAUUAUCUUAUAAAAAAAGGAAAUUAAAUAGUAACUGCUUCUGGGUAGAUGAUGACAAAGGAAACUCCGAGUGAAGAGAAAAAAACAUAAAUAAUAAAGGAACAAGAGGAAAUAAGGUGGACCAGUCUGUCCAGAAACCUCAACAUUUUUUAGAGGGCUUUUGCAAUAUGAAAAUUUGACAAUAUAAGUAUAUGUAUGUAUAAUGUAUGAGAGUUUGAUGGGUUUGGAGAGUACUAGUAAUUAACUAGUAUUUUUUCUUUUAUGUUUUGAGGGUAUGUAUCCCAAUUCAAUGGGUGUGCAGAGAUUCCCUAGGGGAGGUUGAUUUUGGAACACACAUUUCUUGCUACAGAGAAAAAGAGUGUGUAAGAGUGAAGAAAAUAGAGAUAGAUGAAUUCCAUGUUGGGGAUAGGAAUUCAAAGGUUACAUUGAUUAUAGACGAAUGAGAUGAAAGAUGGUGGGUCAGUGCUCUAGAAACAAGGAAGAAAAAAAGCAGAGCAUGCAUCAAAUGGGGGAUGAAAACUCUGAAAAUUUGAGCUGUUUUUGACUUGUUAUGUGAAGGGAUUUAUGAGUGAAGUUUCCUUUCUUGGCGCCACUCACUCUCAAGUCUCAACAAUACAAAACAUCUACUACAUUUCUAUGGAUUUUUCCUAUGGUACGUGUGAAGAUGGAUUUGGCACGUGCCAAUCACUGGUGUUUGUGUGAUUUUUUUACUUCUCUUUUUUUGGCCAUGAGGUUUGGCCUAACUAUACAAGACUCCAUUAUUUGGUGUCAAACGCGUGAUGGGAAACACGUGUAUAUAGUUUUUUUUUUUUAUAUAUACUUUUAGAUUUUUUAUUUGUUUUCAAAAAGAGGUGAACUCUCUUUACAUAGUGGCCUAAUUGGCUUUGAAAAUGGAGAGGUGAAAAGGUCUUUGGGGCCUGAUCCUUGUGCAUUGUGUAUUCAAUUCAAUAAUAAUAUCAAUGUGGAUUUGAUACAUUUCUGAAUUUUUCAA